CAGUUUCAGUAAAUUUUAUCGCGAAAUAUCGAUGCUUCAAUGAAAUAUUUCGCUAUAUCGAUAAGUAAUAUCAGCCUUAGAUGACCGCACGUUGUUCUUCUGCAGGCCUUAGUCUACAAUAAAGCGAAAUGGCACCGGGUGUGCAAAUUACAAGCGACAGCGACUUGGAUGUGGUAUUGGAGGAGUUUAAGAUUAAACAGGCUCGUCGCAACAGCACCGGUCCCAAGUACACAUGCAGCAUAAGCGGUUGCAAUGAGAGCUUCAAGCGUCUGGACCAAUUGGAUCGCCAUGAAUACCACCAUACGGGUAUUAAGAAGCACGCUUGUAGCUACGAAGGCUGUGAUAAGACUUAUUCAAUAGUCACCCACUUGAAGCGCCAUCUGCGCAGCACACACGAGCGUCCUGAGGAGCCACAGAAAACAGUAAAAUGCAGCUUGCCACAGUGCGACAAGAUGUUCAUAUCGACUAGCAACAUGACGCGCCAUUUGCGCGAGGCACAUGAGUGUCCGCGCGAAUACGAGUGCCGCUUCUGCUCGCUCAAGUUCAGGCAAAAAAUGAAGUUGCGCCGCCACGAGAUCGUACGUCACACACAGCAAUUUCCGUUUCGUUGUGAGAAAUGCAAGCGCGGCUUCUAUCAACAGUGGCAGCAGGAGAGUCACCAGCGUAGCUGCAGACUCUACUCUUGCCCCCAAUGCGAACAACAGUUUGAGAAAUGGACGCUCUACACAAAGCAUUGCCGCGAAACACUACACGGACGCGAGCGCCACAAGUGCGAGCACUGCGACAAAAACUACGACAAACCCAGUGCCUUGAGUGCUCAUAUUGCUGCCAAACAUCCAGCAAAUGCGGAAUCAACAUUCUCAUGCACCGAGCCUGGCUGCAAUCGCAGCUAUUCGUAUGAGCGUAAUUUGCGUCAGCAUAUCCUGACCAGUCACACGGGCAGGCGCUUUGAGUGCCUGGCCGUUAAUUGCCAGCGCUGUUUUAGCAGUGCCCAAAAUCUAAGCAAACAUUUGCAGCGCGAUCACACAGCCAAAGAGCGCCAGCCAGCUAAAAAGAAGCAAACGCUAGACACAAACGCAAAUGGAGUCCCGGCAACAACGCGCAAGCGUCGCCGUGAUGCGGGCAAAUCCGCCCGAUCGCAGCUCUCUAAACUUGCUUGCGUGGUGCUCGACAAGGAGGUUGAUAAGCAGGUGCGCCUGCGCCAACCAUCGGCGCUAACGAGCGUGGCCAAGGAGUUGCAAGAGAAACAAGACGAAGAAAUGGAAUUAGAGCGGUUGCUGGAACAUACGCUUGAAGACGACUGCUAAAUAAACCACAAUGAGGCAACAACAACUUGAAUUCAAAUAAAAGCCUGAAUAUAUAUAAGUAGAUUUAUAUAUGCAUUUUAUAGUGGAAUUCCUUUUAUGAUUGGCUCCUUCAAUUCAUAGCAUAUAAUUUAUAUAAUAUAUAAUACAUAAGUUUGUUUGUAUGUUUUUGUUCAUAUAUCGGCUUAUUUAAAAAGGCAUUCUUUAAUUGCGAUCUUUCAUCUUUUCAUGAAGAGUUUAACAAAUAUUCUUAAGCUUUCUUGAAGAAAAUUUAAUAUUUUAGCCUCUCUAAUCUUUGCAACUGCCUAGAUUAUUCGAAUAUAAAAAUUUAAUUUUGAAAAUUGGAUAUUCUAUAAUUCCAUAAUUUUAUAUAUUACAAGUUUCUUCUAGUCAAUAAAUAAGCUAUAUAAUAAAUUCGGCUCUAGAUCUACUAUAUUAGGCUAUACAAAUGGAGACAAAUACAAAGAAUUGAAGUCA
This is a messenger RNA of Drosophila mojavensis, 1781 nucleotides long. Its product is annotated as transcription factor IIIA. Bases 129 to 1307 code for a protein of 392 amino acids. The record is from RefSeq and is a predicted model, not a curated record. Gene Ontology annotation, cellular component: nucleus. Gene Ontology annotation, biological process: regulation of transcription by RNA polymerase II. NCBI's taxonomy places the organism in Eukaryota, Metazoa, Arthropoda, Insecta, Diptera, Drosophilidae. The transcript is spliced from 2 exons.